Molecule: messenger RNA, 6550 nt
Organism: Ylistrum balloti
Lineage: Eukaryota; Metazoa; Mollusca; Bivalvia; Pectinida; Pectinidae
Product: FRAS1-related extracellular matrix protein 1-like
Exons: 10
Coding region: 1-6534 (2177 amino acids)
Biological process (GO): cell communication
Cellular component (GO): membrane
Source: RefSeq, a predicted model, not a curated record
AUGAGGGAUAUGGUGUGCAGUGAUAUAUUCAAAUGGAUCUUAUUUUUUUCUUCCUUUAUUUCGUUGACCAGUGGUCAGAUUCUAUUAUCGAAAAGGGAAUUAAGUGUGAGGAUUGGCCGAAGUGUGUAUUUUCGUCGAGAUGACCUCAGGUUUGGUCGGACAGAAUCCAAUGGAGAUUGCCGGGUGCAGGUUGUCCAAAAUGACCCUAUUACACUCAGAGUCGGACGACUGGAACCAGAGAUUUUUGACUGUGACUACUUACCUAACACUAUCAAAUAUACACACAGUGGGUCGCCGUUACUGAGGGAAGACCGCAUCAAACUACAUGUCUACCGAUUUACACCGACAGUGACCGAAUCUGAAACGUUCUACAUGAAUGUUGAAAUCGUUAACACUACCAGUAGAGUAGUUUUAACCCGAGGACUGAGAUCAGUAGUCGUUCCUGAAUUUAACGGAAUUUCAAACACGAUAGAUGCAUCCGUCAUUCGAUUCUACCAUAGCGGAAUACAAAAUGUAACAUGUGUGGUGUCCUUUUCCAAAUACUUGUCACAUUGGCCUAUUGCUGGACAAAUUGUGAUGGGAGAAAGGCGGGAAAGAGUUAACGCUUUGAAGCGAAGUUGCCGUGAAUUCAUGUACAUGCAUCUUCACUAUGAACAUCUGCGAGGACCAAGCCCGGAUGUAGACUACCUCCCAUUGAAGGUUGAACUCACUGACCCUUCAAUUAGCGAUGAGACGAUAAUUGAGAGUUACUACUUGCCCAUACAUAUCAAAGGCGCGAUUCCCAACACUCCGCCACGUUCUUCCUUCAUGAGCAUGUACAUGAUGGACGUUGAUCAAUUUGUCCUCUCAACGAUCAUUCCUGGUGUGAUAGCCGCAGAAGACUAUGAAACACAAAAUGAUCAGCUUAUUUACAAUAUCAGUCGACCACCAGCAGAGGGAGAGGGUUUCUUCGUCAGUCUGGAUGACCACACAACGAUUAUCACAUCAUUUAAACAAGAAGAUUUGGAAAAUCACAGAAUUGCCUAUCAACCUCCAGAUUCCAGUAUUAACACAAACAAACGAGUAUAUGAAGCCGAAUUUGUAGUUUUCGAUAGCCACUUUUCAGAGAGUAUGCCAAUCACGCUCCACAUGGCAGUCCGGUCUUCCGCAACAAAUGCACCACGCGUAUCUUUUAACAAGGGCAUCGUUCUUCUUGAAGGACAGUCCCGAGCUAUUACUACGGACGAUUUACAGAUCGUGGACAGGGAUAACCUGAGUCGUGUCAGAUUGUAUGUUACAGGUGGAUUAAAGUAUGGUCGCCUUGAAAUCAAUGGCCGCCGUGCGAUCGCCAUCACUAUGCAGGAUAUUCAACGAAGAUCUGUCAUUUAUUACCAUGACGACAGUGACACGACAAAGGACUUCAUAGCUUUCCGAAUCAGUGAUGGCGUCAACACGGUUCUUGUGAACUUCCCAAUAACUAUCAUACCUAAAGACGAUAGUCCACCCUACCUCAUAAACAAUGUCGACAUGGACAUCAAUGAGGGUGAUACAAAACCUUUCACGACGGAAAUGUUGUUAGCUCACGAUACCGACUCUGUUGACCGAAAUAUAGUAUUUAUCAUUACACAUCCACCUAAAGCCGGUGAAAUUAUCCGCAGACUACGACCAGGCGACACGGGAACAAGAAUUAAUAAGUUCGUACAGAGAGAUCUUCUGAAAGGACAGAUAUAUUAUCAUCAUUUCGGUCAUGAGGUAUUCACCGAUUCUUUUCAGUUUAAAGUAAGAGACCAUGAAGACCCUCCUAAUAGAUCAGUUAUAGAAACAUUUCAUAUAAAUAUCAACCCAGUCCAUGAGAAUCCGCCUCAACUGGCGCCACAAGCUACCAGACUUAUCCAUGUUUCGGAGACUGACACCGCCUACAUUACCAAGGCGGAACUAGAGUACACCGAUGUCGAAACGGAAAAUAAUGAGCUGACGUAUAUCAUUACCUCAUCACCAUUCUUUGUCUACAAUUCUGGUUAUGAAGACGCAGGUAAACUUAUCCAGACACAUAACCUGACAGUGGUAUCCAAGAACGCGUCCAUUCCUGCAGUUCAGACUUUUAAACAAGCCGAUAUCAACCAUAUGAAGAUCGCUUACAUGCCUCCCAUGGACGACAUUGGUCCUGAAGCCCGACUUGUACGGUUUGUGUAUACCGUACAAGACUCCAGCGGAAACCAAGUACUCGGACAAUAUUUCGAAAUUGAUGUCCAGCCUGUUAAUAACCAACCACCAGCUUUUGUCAGCAGCAAACUUCUUGUCGAGGAAAGUGGUAUCCUUGGUCUGUCAGUCAACCAGCUGUCCGCUACUGAUUCGGAUACACUUGAGGCCGAUCUCGAAUUCAUCCUUGAUGAAAUUCCGAAUUUUGGAGUUCUGCAGAAAGAUGGGCUUACUCUGAACGAAGGAGGUACAUUUCAUAUGGAGGACUUGAAGAGUAAGAAUGUCAGGUACAUUCAUGAUGGUGCAGAGGGCACGCAGGACACAUUCACAUUAACAUUGACGGACAGCGUCAACAGAGUGACCAAAGUGUUUUCUGUGGAAAUUGUUCCUCUCGACGACCAAGCACCUCAACUCCGCGACAACUUACGUCCUCGACUGAUUGUGUCAGAGGGAAGUGAGGUAGUGAUCUCCCCUCAAGUCCUCUCUGCUACGGAUGAUGAUACAAAUGAUCAGGAGCUCGUUUUUCUUAUUGUUAAACAGCCGAAGUAUGGAAUCCUUCGUCUUGACGAUCGACCGACUGUAAAAUUCACUCAACAGGACGUAGAAAACAGGAUGGUGAAAUACAUUCACACUGGAGGAGAGAUCGGUACAACAGUACUUAAGGACUCCAUGACUCUGAUCGUGUCAGACCAAAGAUACAUGGGCACUGCUGAUCUACCAUACUAUGAUUUGAACAUCACGAUAACACCUGUCGACAAUUCCCGCCCUACGAUCAUCACAGGUGAACAGGUACAAGUGCCAGAAGGAGGGAGUUUCGAGAUUGUUCCCGACGUUCUGACGGCGAAAGAUCCAGACACUCCACCUGAAGACAUCCAGUUUUUCAUCGUAAAUCAACCUCAAUGGGGAUAUCUAGAAAAUAGAAAACCACGACCUGGAUCGGAGAAAAGUAACGCUGGUAGACGGAUCAUGUCAUUCAAGCUUCAGGAUGUGAUUGACGAAACAAUCAGUUAUGUUCAGGCGACACACAGAGGUGUGGAACCCGUGUAUGACGAAUUUACGUUAUAUGCUACAGACGGAACUCUGAAAUCGGACGAGGCGACUUUUGUGAUUCGGAUAGAUCCGCAGAACGACGAGGUUCCAGAUCUCAUGAUACAAGACAUGUAUCUAAAUGAAGGUGAGAACAUGAUAAUAGACCAAACAAUGCUGGACGCGAUAGACAUGGAUAUGCCAAAGGAUCAAAUCACAUUGUCUAUAUCACAGGAGCCCGAACAUGGUGACAUAGUAAUAUUGCUUCCCACAGACAACGGAAAUAUUGAAUCAGCCGUCGCAGACUUCACCGUCGACGAACUCCACAGUGGAAUGCAACUAAAAUACAGACAUGAUCACUCGGAAAAUUUCAGAGAUAGGUUUGCGGUGACAGUGUCAGAUGGACGAUACGAGGUGAAAAGAAUAUGUAACAUCACAAUAACACCCAUUAAUGACGAGGUGCCCGAGAUAACGAAGAACGCCGGCCUGCAGAUUGAGUAUGGAGACUACGGCCUCAUAUCUAGCAUUGUGUUACAGUCCAUGGACCCAGAUAACAGCGAGAAUGAGGUAUACUAUGUACUUGCUACAGUACCAAGGAAGGGAUUCCUGCAGUUCUGUACCGACCCAUUCACUCCUGCGAGAUCAUCAGAAUGUGAAGAUAUGUCUGAGAGGAUGAACUUUACACAACAUGACAUUGACAUGAACAGGAUUCGCUACAUUCACACAAACAGUAUGGGUAACGCUGAAACUGACAGUUUUCAGUUUAUGUUAACGGAUGGAAUUAACAACAGGCAAAUAGAAACCUUUGAAAUUCUUAUAAGAAAUUCCAUGAAAACGAAUUUGGCUUUGCUCAACAAAGGGCUGGAGGUGAGAGAGGGAGACAAAACAGUUAUCACAACAACAUGUCUAAGUGCAACGGACGAAAGUACAAAAGUCGACGAAAUUGUUUUCGCCAUUAUUCGGCCGCCAACGCUUGGACAGAUCGAGUAUAUAGACCGACCACUGGUUAGUAUAAGUAGUUUCACACAAAUGGAUCUUGCCGCUCAGAGGAUAGUAUAUAAUCACUUAACGAAGAGUGAUAUCACGGACGAUUCAUUUACAUUUACCGUAACAAAUGGCUUGAGUGAGGCCAAAGACGGCGAGUUUAGGAUUAACAUUGAGCCAUUGGAUAGAGUCCUUCCGUCUUUGAUUACGAAUAAUCUUAUCGAGGUUGUGCAGGGUGGUGAAGUCGUUUUGUCACAGAACCUUUUAAGGGCUCAGGAUCCGGACACUGCAGAUAUGAAUGUUACCUACUUAUUAGCGAAACCUCCAACGUUCGGUCUACUUUAUAACCGUGGUAUUGUCAUCACACAGUCUUUCACACAACUUGAUAUAGACAGAGGGCACGUUAUAUAUGAAAGCUACGGCUCCCAUGCUGGUUUGGACAACUUUCUCUUCAGCCUAAGUGACGGAAAACACAGUGGGUUUCUCGUCAAUGGUACUUUACAACUUACACCUGUCAUUUGUAGUGUAUUUGUUAAGCCCAUUGCUAACGAUGCUCCGAAAUUACUAGUCUCAAGUCAUCCUGACGUCCUUGAGCAUUUUGGAAAAGGGAAAUACGGUUUCCGCUUGAAUAACAGAAACCUAAAGGUUGUUGAUUCCGACACAGACAAUGAAAACUUGAUGUUCAUUAUGACAAAACGGCCACUUCAUGGACAGAUCGAAAAUACGGCGACAAAACGUUACAUUCGAAGGAAGUUCUCACAGGAGGAUUUGAACGAUAACGAUCUUCGCUAUGUCCUGAAUUCAAGGACAAGGGCCACAAAUGACUCUUUCAUGUUCCGUGUGAUAGAUUCGAGAGGAAACACCCUGGACAAUCAAGUUUUCUCACUUAAAUGGUCGAUCAUCAGUUUUUCCCAGACCCGUAUGAUUGUCUGUGAGAACAUCGGAACUCUAAGCAUUCGCUUGGUGAGACAAGGAGCUGUUGACCAGAUGGCAUUUGUCGGCAUUAAAGUAUUCGAUAUGUCGGCCAAAAAAGGACAAGACUUCAUUCCGAGCACGGCUCAGCAAGUCCAGUUCAAUCCAGGUGUGGCUAGGGCGACAUGGGACGUUCUUAUCCGUGAUGAUAACCUGCUGGAGAAUACUGAGAAAUUUAGGAUCGCUCUUGAAGAACCAGUUAAUGCCGUAUUAGGAAAGAACAACAAAGCCAGCGUUAGGGUUAUCAAUUCUGAAAAUGGAGAAUGCCCCCAGUAUUUUGGCAUGAUAAGCAAACAUAACAUUGACAGUAACGAAGGUGACGGAUUCUUGCUCCCAGGAAGUGACGUCAACGACGAAACGGAAACGAUUUUUCAUAAUAUCAACCCGAUAGACACGUCAAGUCCGUUCGACAGUACUUACAAUACUGACCCAGCACAGACUUUGUCCUCGUCUAACUCUGCGGCGAGGUCAUCCGUCACGGCUUCACGUUCGUCACAACAAUCAUCGUCCUCAUCGGACACAUCCAACAGGAACAAUGAAAACGAAACGGCGGCAACGCGAAGGAAGGGAAAGAAAGGUAAAAGAAGGAGUAGAUCUAAAAAGAGGAGGCGGCACGGUAAUAUCAAGAAAUCCAAGAGAAACAAACACCAUCAGCCACAGUCUAAUGGACAACCGCAAGAUCCUGACUUAAUCUUCACAAAUCUACCAACUGCUUCACAGAAAAUACAGGCACCACAAAUAUGUGCCAAGAGUACUAAGGGCUUGCUCCACUUCGACGAGUUUGCACAGAGAAUGUACAAAUGUGACGGCGAGAGCUGGAAAUCAUGGAACCCAGACUCGAACCAAGAUCAACCAGAACCAACAACAAGAUGUCAACAAGGCUGGUCAGAGUACGACGGAAGAUGUUACAAAUUUUUUGAAAACAAAAUGUCCUGGGAAGCAUCCGAGCAUCAUUGCCAGGGAUCGCAUAGUUCUCAUCUCACCAGUGUCCGAUCUCGUCGCCACUACAAAUGGCUCUUGAAACUUGUCGGCAAAAACUCAUUCUGGAUUGGACUAAAUGACAAAGCGAACGCAAAGAUAUGGCGAUACGUGAAUGGAGAGCCCCUCGGCUACACGCGCUGGGCUCGAGGUCGGCCUCGGGUCAGAAGAACGGUACAUCGAAAGAACUGUGUUCUGGUCAACACCAGAAGGAAGUGGAAAAACAAACUGUGUAAUAAAUCGUCAAAAAGGUUCAUAUGCGAACAAUUUAUAUCAACGUCUUCUUCAACGUCGUCCUCUGUAACAUCUUUGAGAACGAAUCCCAAGCGCCACGUAUCGCGGGGUGGGCGGAGGAAUAGGAAGACGAGAGGCUUCCUUAAUCAGUUUUCAAAUUAAACUAUUUUUACUUUUA